This is a messenger RNA of Thalassophryne amazonica, 1201 nucleotides long. RefSeq names its product tropomyosin alpha-4 chain-like. The coding region runs from base 135 to 884 and encodes 249 amino acids. The record is from RefSeq and is a predicted model, not a curated record. NCBI's taxonomy places the organism in Eukaryota, Metazoa, Chordata, Actinopteri, Batrachoidiformes, Batrachoididae. Gene Ontology annotation, biological process: muscle contraction; actin filament organization. Gene Ontology annotation, cellular component: actin filament. Gene Ontology annotation, molecular function: actin filament binding. The transcript has 9 exons.
GGUCGUCUGGUUUCGUUUUGUUUGUGAGGGAGUAGCAACAUGGCGACUGACGGCUUCACUUAACUCCGUAGUUCCAGGAUCCGGAUCGGUUCUUGUGUUACAGUCGACUCGGACGCUGUUACGCAGACGACAGUAUGAGCUGCAGUGCCAACAGCAUUGUGGCCGUGAAGAACAAGAUCAAAGUCUUGCAGCAGCAGGCAGAUGAAGCUGAAGAGCGAGCAGAAAGCCUGCAGAGACAACUGGAGGAGCAGAAGAGGAGCAGGGAGCAGGUGGAGGCAGAGGUGGUGUCUUUAAGUCGUCAUCUCCAGGUGAGCGAGGAUGCAUUGGACGUAGCUCAGGAGAGGCUGACUGCUGCCCUGCACAAGCUAGAGGAGGUGGAGAAGUCUGCUGAAGAGAGUGAGAGAGGCAUAAAGGUCAUCGAGAACAGAGCUCUGAAGGAUGAAGAGAAGAUAGAGAAGCUGGAGGUUAAUCUCCGAGAAGCCAAACAAAUCGCAGAAGAGGCCGAUUAUAAAUACGAGGAGGUGGCUCGUAAGCUCAUGGUGGUGGAAGGAGAGCUGGAACGAGCUGAAGCCCGAGCUGAAAAGGCUGAGUGUAAGGUUCGGACGUUGGAGGAGGAACUGAAGAGUGUUGACCACUCACUGAAGAGUCUGCAGGUGUCUGAGGACAAGUACUGUCAGAAGGAGGACAAGUAUGAAGAAGAAACCAGGAACCUGAUCAAAAAACUGAGGGAGGCUGAGAGCAGAGCAGAGUCUGCAGAACGUUUGGUGGCUAAACUGGAGAAGACCAUUGAUGAUCUGGAAGACAAUUUGUCCUCAGAAAGGAAAACCUGCGCCGAGCUCCAUUCAACACUCACCCAGACCAUGGAGGAGUUAAACUCCUGCUGAGCCUCUUCGCCGUCUCACCUUGGACAGCUGGGAAGUUGGUGGCCAAAACGUUCCUCUGAACUCGUCUUCUGGACCUCAGCUGGGAGCUUCCAGGCUCCUGGACUCCUGCUGGGUUCUAAUUCCUGCUUUAAAAACAUUCCUCACACUGAGUUGCUCCCCCCCAAACUUUUGAUUAUUUUAGAAUUGAAUAUUGAUUAUAUUAAAUAAUAUUGAUAGAAUAUUGAUUGAUUUGUUGAUGUCUUAAUCUUUGUUUUUCCAGUGAGGGUGGGGUGUAGGAGAGUCAUUAGCCAAUCAGCAGGCAUUUCACUGAUACUUGA